Molecule: messenger RNA, 651 nt
Organism: Phytophthora sojae
Lineage: Eukaryota; Oomycota; Peronosporomycetes; Peronosporales; Peronosporaceae
Exons: 1
Coding region: 1-651 (216 amino acids)
Source: RefSeq, a predicted model, not a curated record
AUGUCAUACUUCACAGCGCGCGAUCGAAAGGUAGUUCCCGAAAAUCGUGUGAGAGAGUUAUUCUCAGAGGUCGAUUGGGUAGCAACCAUGAACUGGGUUGAAGAACAGUUGAAAGCCAAGGGUUUGAUGCCUAAGAAUGUCGAUACCAGUGCUCUCGAUGGAAUGGUUGCUUUCCCAGGCGAACGACCCGCUGCAGAGGCAUCUGCUGACGAACGCAAGCAAUCUGCCCUCAAUCGAAUGAGCCAGCUAAUCGAUAAGCAAAAUCAACGAAGAGCUUUGGAUAUUUAUAAAACGCAAGCUUUGAACAAUUUCGGGCCGCCGAAACGCCCGCUUGAGGAUAGUGCUGUCUCUGGCAUCGAUAUUCAAACCAAGCGUCAGAAUAUGAUGGAGUUGAGUCGAGUAGGAGCUUCUAACGAACUAAUGAUGGAGUCGGUAGGUAACGCUCGUAAGAACGUUCAAAAUAUCUAUCAGCACAAUCCGUGGCUCGUUAGAAUCCAUAUUCCACCGACGGGGGUCGAUCGCGUAAAGAAGAGCCGAGAGCAACUCUCUGGGUAUUAUCUAGAUGCUAGCGCGGAUGUUUACAAAAUGAAGACUCCGCCAAACGCGUCUAGCAACGACACGCGCCUUACCGAUGCUGCAAUAAAAUAUUGA